Molecule: messenger RNA, 1693 nt
Organism: Danio rerio (zebrafish)
Lineage: Eukaryota; Metazoa; Chordata; Actinopteri; Cypriniformes; Danionidae
Source: RefSeq, a predicted model, not a curated record
AGUUUCACUUGUCUUGAACUUUAUAGUGGAAACAACUGUCACUGAGCUGAGGUAUUCGUCUUUAUUUCUCUAGUGCUUUUACACUGUGGAUUGUGUCAAAGCUGCUUAACAUAGAAGUUCUAGUAAAUUGAAAUUACCUCAGUCCAGAUUGGUGGAUCAGCAUCUGUUUCUUUAUGAGGAAAAGCAGUAAAAAUGAAGUUUGUCUUCAGUGUGCUUGCAGUGUUGUUGUGUUUUCUCAACAAUGAUAUGACUGGUGUUUAUGCAGAUGCUGUCUUGGUGUCAGUGACGGUUGGAGAUUCAGUCACUCUACACACUGCUGGUGUUAAAAAUCUACAGCCUGCAGACGUUAAAUGGUAUUUUAACGACAUCCGCAUCGCUCAACUUGAUGGAGAUCUCCGUUUUAACUGUACUGAUAUUCAGUGUAAUGACCGCACUGAGAUAUUCAUAGACAGACUGAGGCUAGACCGUAAGACUGGAGCUCUGACCAUCGUGAACAUCACAAACACACACUCUGGGGUUUAUCAACUGGUGGUUAUUGGGGGUGGGGGAACCAUCUUUAACGUUACUGUCCAUGAUGAUCCUGCUACUCAUUAUAAUAAAGUAAAGAAAAACCAGGGAGAGUCUGUCACUUUUAAUCCUGGCGUAAGAAGAGACCAGAUUGUUGAGCUGAAGUGUUUGCUUAAUAACACUCUCAUCGCUGAAAUCUCUGUAAAUCAGAGUCAGAUCUGCGCUGAUGUUCAGUGUAAAGAGAGAUUCACGGACCGACUGAAACUGGACAAUGAAUCUGCAUCUCUGACCAUCACGAAAACCAGCAUCAAAGACUCUGGAAAUUAUAAAUUAGUGAUUUUAAUCAGCAGCGACAGACGCUUCAGCAUCACCAGAGAGAAGAGAUUCAGUCUUACUGUCACUUCUCUUUCGCCUUCACAGCUGUCUGGAGGUGCAAUAGCAGGAAUAGUUGUUAUGCUGUUGUUGCUGCUGUGAUUUAUCGUCUUCACCACAAAUGAUGGAGCAGCAGCACAGAUUUUUCCCAACAGAAAGGCGGUGAUGCUGGUGAUCGUAGUAGCAUUCUUUUGAGCGAGAGGAGAGAUUCUUAAAUAAGACUCAGGCUGCCAAUAAAACAAUGCAGCAACACAUACUGAAAGAGAGACUGGAGAGGAUACGCUAUUAGAGAAUUGUGAAGAAAGUGUGCUAAAUAAGAAUAGCUUUGGGUUGGAGGAGGUGUUGAAAAGGAUCAGUGGAGGAUCAGCUCUGCUGGAGUGAGAAGGUGAAUGAGCUUCAUCUUGUUGACAGGACAAUUCCUCAACACAGACACCUGUGGCCUUUAAUACACACUUUAAUAUUCCCUAUAGGUGAUUUAGACGAAUUUGAUUAUGAUUAAGUUGAUUUUGCUUAGGUUGGCACCAGUUUGUCUCAGUAUAAAGUUUGCUGGAACAAUUUAAAUUACAUAAACAUGUAAUAAUUUUGUGUGUGUGUGUGUUAAAAUGUUUUUUGUGUGUACUUUACACUUGAUUUCCAUAAAAAAUGUAUUCUUUACAGUACAGUUUACUUCUAGCAGUGUUUAAAUGUUUUUACCUUGUAGUCUGUUGGCUUAUUAAGCUUGCUCCAAACACGACUUUAACCUUUGCUGUUGUCUGUCAGUAUUCAGUUUUAUAAUUACUUUUUUUGAUUAAACUCUACAGUUUAAUUAAAUGAC